AUGACGUCAUUUAUUGAUAGUCUUGCAGCUAAUGAAAAAACAGCAGUGAUUAUCGAUAUUGGACACGCGUAUACAAAAUGUGGAUCUGCUGGUAAUUCUGCACCGCGUCAUAUCAUUCCAACGACGGUUACAAUCAAUGGCAAUACACAACGUGUUUUUGAUGAUAGUUCUGAUCUAACCAGUUUACGUGAGCGUCUUACUGAAUUUAUACGAUUAAUAUAUUAUAAAUAUAAUAUCGCAAACUGUCGAGAACGACGUGUUGUAAUUAUUGAAUCAGUUAUUUCACCGACAAGUUUCCGACAUUUAUUAGCGGAAAUUCUAUUAAAACAAUUUGAAGCAUCAUCUCUAGCAUUUGUUCCAUCACAUCUCGGUGCUACGUAUACAUUAGGUCGAAGCACAGCACUCGUUCUUGAUGUUGGCUAUAAAGAAGCUCAAAUUAUGCCUGUAGCUGAAGGUGUACCAUUAGCAGUUCAAUUUGAGAGUUUACCAUAUGCUGGCCAAGCUAUUCAUAAACAAAUUGAAUUAUUACUUCGACAACAUGCUUUAGUUAUUCAACAAGGUCAAAAACAGCCAUUCAACGAAGCUAAUAUCACAUUGCCCGAAGAUGUUUUGGAAGAUAUCAAAGUUCGCUGUUGUUUUAUCUCACCAUUUCCUCGAGCACAAAUCUACGCUAAAAGCAAAUUAGGUUCAGAUGAACCAAUUAAAGAAGCGUCAUCAGUUGAUUAUCCAUUGGGCGCAGAAACAAUUAUACAUAUUCCAGGCAUUGUUAGAGAAUUCGCAUGUGAAGUUCUAUUUGAACAAGAUAUCGACGGAAAAUCUGUUGCAACAUUAAUACUCGAUAGUCUACUUGAAUCGUCACUUGAUCUUCGUCGACAAUUUGCCGAUAAUAUUCUUGUUAUUGGUGGUACAGCAAUGAUGCCUGGAUUUCUACAUCGACUCAAUGCUGAAUUAAAUCAUCUUGUCAAUAUUGCAACAUAUGUAAAUAAAUUAGCAAUAAAACAAUUUCAUUUUCAUUCUCCACCAGCAAAUCUAAACUUUACUGCUUGGCUCGGAGGCUCGAUCUUAGGUUCACUUGAUACACUUGAAUCUCAAUCAAUUAUACGCGAAAAAUAUCUAGAGAAUGGAAUUGUACCUGAUUGGUUUACUGGCGAACAAGCUGCAUAA
Molecule: messenger RNA, 1164 nt
Organism: Rotaria socialis
Lineage: Eukaryota; Metazoa; Rotifera; Eurotatoria; Philodinida; Philodinidae
Source: the annotation of a GenBank genome assembly